AUGCAUCGUUGUCUCGACUUUAUUUCUGUACUUCACUGCAGAACAGAACAUCAACUCUCACUUCAAACAUGGCAGGUGUGGGCAACAAACAAUUCAAUAUCUAUCAAUACACCACAACUUACGGCAACAGAACCUCAACCAACACAACAUACAACAAUGACGAGUUCAGGAUUGUGUUGCUGGGGAAGACCGGCGUUGGGAAGAGCGCUACGGGAAACACCAUCCUAGGAAAUAAAGUCUUUAAAUCAGAGUUAUCCCCUAAUUCAUUGACCGACAUCUGCAAAAAGGCCUUUGGUGACGUGAACGGGCAAAAGGUUUCUGUUAUUGACACUCCGGGUCUGUUUGACACCAAGGUUGAUAAGGAGAAAACCAUUGAUGAUCUGGCUCAGUGCAUCAACUAUGCUUCUCCUGGACCACAUGUCUUCCUGGUCCUCGUCCCACUGGGCAGAUACACAGAGGAAGAGAAGAACACAGUGCUGAAGCUCCAGAAGGUGUUUGGAGAAGGUGCAGACAGAUACAGCAUGGUUCUCUUCACCCACGGGGACAAGCUCAAAGGGAAACCUAUCGACGAGUUCAUACAGGAGAGCGAAGAACUGAAGGAACUUGUGGCCAAAUACAACGGGCACUACCACGUCUUCAAUAACGAGGCGAAGGAUCCGUCGCAGGUCACAGAGCUGCUGGACAAGAUCAGGAAGAUGAUGGAGGAGAACGGAGGGAACCAUUACACCACUGAGAUGUUCAAGAAGGCAGAGGAGGCGAUUAAAGUGGAGAAACAACGAAUCCUUAAAGAGAAAGAAGAACAAAUGCGCAAAGAGCAGGAGGAACUGGAGAAGGAAAUAAAGGAAAAGUAUGAGCAACAAAUGAGGCAAGCGCAGGCUGACAUGGAGAAGAUGAGAAAGUUAAUGGAAUCCCGUGACAGAGAAACUAGAGAGGAAGCUGAAAAACUGAAGAAGCAGCAUGAAACUUCGGCCAGACGAGCGGCUGAGAAUAGUCCUUCAUUGAUUAUGCAGAUUUAUCAGUUCUUGCGGAAGAAAUUUCUGGAGUACCUCUCAAAAUGAAGCUUCUGGCUUUGUGAUGCUGGACUGCUGCGAGUCAUUAAUAUUCAACCAGUUCUCAUUGGGCCUGAUCCGUUAUAACAACAUUUACUCAAUGAGUGUUUCAUUGUACUUAAUUGGAUGACUCAUUGUAAUUAUUUGGGAGUUUGUUGGGAUUUAAUCUUGUGAUAUUUGUUUUCCAAGAUACAGACCUAUCAUUGAGGAGCGAGCUGCUGUUCGCCACAUUGUUUUGUCCCGGCUGCCUUGUCAUAUUUGUUGGACCUUCUUUUGCUUUGGUUCAUUUUUGUUUUGUUUUGAUGAUUUAGUUAUUUUGUCAUUGGUUGGGAUUCUAAACACUGAUGUAAAUGUGGCAAGCGUGAGGUCGGGGAAACUCAAGAAAACUAAUCAAUUGGAUGAUCAAAAUAAUUACAAAAAUAAAUCAAGAAAAGUC
Gasterosteus aculeatus aculeatus (three-spined stickleback) is the source of this 1485-nucleotide messenger RNA. Lineage: Eukaryota; Metazoa; Chordata; Actinopteri; Perciformes; Gasterosteidae. The record is from RefSeq and is a predicted model, not a curated record.